CAUCUAGAAAUCUUAGUCAAUGCCUCCACGCCGCAUUGAACUCCUUCAUAUCAUCUUGGUCGACCGAGAAGGAGGAGCGGCGACGCGCAAAGGAGGCGGAGGACGGACCGCAUCUCGGAGUUCUGCAGCGAGCAUGCGCUGCCCUCAAGUGGAGGAGCGGUGAUGCGCGGGGAUUGGGAGGAGCGCAUCUCCGAGCUCCCCAACAAGGUUGCGCUGCCGCUCAAGUCAGCCAUCUGCCGCGGGACGCUCCCCUCGCGGUGGCGCAACCUCUCGGUCUUGGAGCAGUGGUCGUCCGAGUCUUGCCGAGCGCGUCAUCAACGGCAGGGAUGGAGGACCAGCUCACGGUCCUCGGGAGCACCGGCAGCCCGUGUGUCAUCGCUCUGCCUCCAAGUCUCGCCGGGCGCGUCGGCGGCGGCAAGGACGGGGACCAGCUCGCGACCCUCGACAUGUACUACGAUGACCUCACGAGGAUCCCGACGUCUCUGUACAAGGCUAAAAGCUCGAUGUAGGUCGUGGAAGGCAAGAUGUAUACGCUCGGUUGCUCACCGCGACCGCGGGCCACUGUGCCUGUUCCCGGAAGCAUCCCUCACGGCCGGGAAACAGACGGUUGCUUCACUUGCUUCUAGCAUGAUGGAGGCGUGCGGUAGAAAUGCCCGAGUCCUCCCCAUGAUUUGGUCAGAUCCCACCCGUCUCACUGCAAGAUCUAGGACCAUCCGUAUUAUUGUUGCUGCACCCGUUAGAGAGAACAAAUUCCGCAGGGGUACCUCAAACGGGGCAGCAACUGGCACCCUGUUCUGGUAAAUACAGACAACAACCAUGCCCUGCCCUCCCUGUUCGAUUGUUCAGCAAGGUAUGCUUUUGUCCUCCGUUUAACUUUAAACAUUAACUGGCUGAACUCACUUAUUUUUACAUAUAAUCAUGGUUUAUUGACUCAGUUCACUCUAUUUCUCCUACGGAUAGGAGCAUCGAUGGAUUGCAUGCUUCCAGUUGCAUGGGCACUUGGUCAGAGACUUCUAUGUUUUUUUGUAAUAUAACUGGUUUGUUUUACUUAUUUAGUUAAUAAAAUGUGCAGACAACUUGGAAAAAAUAGAUAGGAAGGGGUAAUAAUUUUUUUUGAAUGGGGCCAAAAAACAGGUCCAUUUAAUCGCCGAGAGCUAAAACCGUCAGAUUUUCUUGAAAUUGUAAGAAAAUGUGUUACUUCUGAUUGUUAGUUUGCACAUAUGUGGAAGCAAUUGAUUCUUACAAAAUAUUCCGCGGCAACGCGCGGGGUAUCAUCUAGUACAUGCACAACAUUAGAAGCAUUCUCCUAGGAUCCCAACUAAUGACAUGUAUAAUGAAAAAAAACUAUAAGCAAAAAAACAUUGAAUUUGGUAUUAUUGCCUAAAUAAACGCGACCCAUGUGGGCUAAACGUGCCGCCAG
Molecule: messenger RNA, 1420 nt
Organism: Triticum urartu
Lineage: Eukaryota; Viridiplantae; Streptophyta; Magnoliopsida; Poales; Poaceae
Source: RefSeq, a predicted model, not a curated record